This is a messenger RNA of Thermothelomyces thermophilus ATCC 42464, 860 nucleotides long. RefSeq lists its product as uncharacterized. The record is from RefSeq and is a predicted model, not a curated record. The transcript has a single exon. The coding region runs from base 104 to 811 and encodes 235 amino acids. NCBI's taxonomy places the organism in Eukaryota, Fungi, Ascomycota, Sordariomycetes, Sordariales, Chaetomiaceae.
GCAUCAAUUCCGCGUUGGUUUCUAAGCCACUCCAACAUUGUCUUAUACUUGCUACAUUUGCGUUCUCGUCAUCGUUCCCAUCAUUAGACAAACAUCUGACACCAUGAAGUCGGUAAUCUCGGCUGGCCUUAUUGCCACCCUCCUCUGCUCGACAACUGCUAUCGCGAGUUCGACACCACUCAAGACGGCACGCGGCUCAAACCGCGUCACCUGCUACGUCGAGAUCGACCACACAAAAAUCGAUGGGCAGGACCAUCAUCACCACAAGCGCGGCCACAAGGACAAGCCUGAGAUUUCACGCACCGUCAGCAUCUAUGGCUGGUCAUUCCUCUGGAACUACAUCAUCACGGACGAUUGCCCCAAGAUCACGGCACACCUAUCCUCGCUCAUUCCUUUGCUUGGCCGCGACCACCACGGCGUCAAGUGCCGAGUUGAGAUCGGCUGGAAUCCUGGCAAUGCCGCGCACGAGAAACUGCAUGGUACCGCCCCCGGACACCACGACAGCACCCUGGAGCAAGACAACCAUAGUGCCGGAAACCAGUCAUCGUGGGAUUACGCCGGUCACGGCGAGAUUGACUUUUUGACUCUGCCCGCCAAAAUGGAAUGGCCCUUGAGCGCGAGCUUCGACCGGCCUAACCAGCUGGUCAAGUCGGGCGAAUUGGGCGCGAAGUAUGAGACGACAACAAUUGAUGCGACAAACACGUUCAAGGUGAGUUCCAUCAUGGUGCGUUUCCUCCAACACACGGCUGAUCAUCCGGCACUAGAUUCACGGUGGCCACGGCAACGAUUUCUUCCUGUCCUGGGGUCCUGAUUCGCACAAUGGAAAGCAUGGCUACAGUGAGUACCAGGAGGACGAGGGC